Pungitius pungitius (ninespine stickleback) is the source of this 2989-nucleotide messenger RNA. RefSeq names its product upstream transcription factor 2, c-fos interacting (gene usf2). The record is from RefSeq and is a predicted model, not a curated record. Gene Ontology annotation, biological process: regulation of transcription by RNA polymerase II. Gene Ontology annotation, molecular function: RNA polymerase II cis-regulatory region sequence-specific DNA binding; DNA-binding transcription factor activity, RNA polymerase II-specific; protein dimerization activity. The coding region runs from base 771 to 1748 and encodes 325 amino acids. Lineage: Eukaryota; Metazoa; Chordata; Actinopteri; Perciformes; Gasterosteidae. The transcript has 11 exons.
GAGGACUGUCGUCGACGUGUGUGUCUGAUAAACGCUGUUCGGGUCAAUAGGACCGGCUCGGUAGCACAUACGUGACCGUCUCUAACCCGCGGAGCAGAGAGUCCACGCGCGUGGAAGAGUAAAAACGGGAACGAACCGCGACCAAACGCGACCAUCCGUUUCGACCGGCAAACGGGUCGAGUCACGUGAACGAUGGGUACCGACAUUCUGCACCUUACGAAGCAAACGAACACUUUCGUGCCAAAAAAACAUCAAAUCAUUUGCUCGUGUGUACGCGGGCAGAAUAGUCCACUCCGCGUCUUAUCGGCCGCAUGGCGCGGCUUUGCGCGGAUAAACGGCAGCUGUGUGCCGCAGAGCGACCCGAAGAAAAAAAAAAAAAAAACAAGGGCGAAAACGCUUCCAACCGACGAAUUCAACAGGAAAUCCUCUUCCACCCGAGCGGUUCAUCGCGUAUUCUCUGACCGUCUUCACCCCGCCGACCGUGGCACAGCCGCCCGCGUGGAGUCGCGUAGGCGCCCGCAGUGGGGGCCUUUUUUUUUUUUCCUGUGCGUUUUUUCCGCACCGACGCAGACGACCUCCUCCCGCUCAGCAGCGGCCUCCAUUUUAGCUCCUUCCCCGGCCGCCGCCUCACGUGUCCUGGACUGUCUUCCUCACAUGACCCGUGUGUUUGUCCCCGUGAUCAGCGCUUCCAUCUCCGUAAAUCAGUGCGGUUGAAUAUCAGCGUUUUUUUUUUGUUGUUGUUUUUUUUAAACACCGCAAAAAAAAACUUGAUGGAUCUGCUGGAGCAGAGUCUGGACAGCUCGGCGAGUCACGACAAACAGGAAACGGAAGAGGUGGUGCAGUUACAAGAAGGAGAGCCGGUGGGGACGGAGGAGCACGCUGCAGUGACCAUCGCUGGCGUCCCGCCGGCUACCUUCACCGACCACAAUGUGCAGUACCAGUUCCGCACAGAGAACAGUGGAGGACAGGUGACGUACCGCGUGGUUCAGGUGACAGACGACCAAUUGGAAGCAACAGCCGAUGGGACCGGAGCUGUCAGCGUCGUCUCCACCGCGGCUUUCGCCGGAGCCCCUCAGGCCGUCGCUCAGGCCGUCAUCCAGAACCCUUUCAGUAACGGGGGCAGUCCCGGGGCCGAGACUGUGGGAGGCGAGACGCGCUUCGCCUAUUUCCCGGCCGCCGCCGUCAGCGAUGGGACGGCCGUGUCGGUGCAGGCCACGUCCGACCCGACGAUAGCACAGGCGGGAGGUCAGUUCUACGUGAUGAUGAGCCCCCCCGAUGUGCUGCAGACGGCGGCCCCUCGCAGCAUCGCGCCGCGCACACACACCUACACGGCAGACCUUGGUGAAAACGAGAUGUUGCAGCAUGGCAGUUCAAACUGGAAAGUGGAGGGUCCCCGGGCUCCCCGAGAUGAGAGGCGACGAGCACAGCACAACGAAGUGGAGAGAAGAAGAAGAGACAAGAUUAACAACUGGAUCGUCACGCUUUCAAAAAUCAUCCCGGACUGCAGCAUCGACAGCAGAACCGGAGCGAGUAAAGGAGGCAUCCUGUCCAAAGCUUGUGACUACAUCCGAGAGCUGCGUCAGAGCAACCAGCGCCUGCAGGAGAGCUACAAAGAGGUGGAGCGGGUGGAGAUGGACAACGAGCUGCUUAGACAACAGAUUGAAGAGCUAAAGAACGACAAUGCUCUCCUUCGAGCACAGCUGCAGCAGCACGGCGUGGAAGUCAGCGGGGAUGCAACGCCGCAGUGACUGUGGACUGGACGUAAUGUCCCAAACAAAAAGACGCGUCGUCCCACCCAGCGGAUCAGCACCAGGGAAGGAAUAACGAGACAAUUUGCAUCUGAAAUCGGACCACGCCAAAACACGCACGCAGGGCUCGGAGAAGAGCGCCAAAGCACUUGAGGCCGCCGCCUCUUCCUCCUCCUUCUCCUCUUCCUCCUCCUCCAGCUGCUGGAGAGCGAACGCUCGGAAAUGUGUUCACUGUGUAGCUACAUGAACCUCUCACCUUUUGCUUUAAAGGAACACGACCUCCGCACAGCACCGCCACGCUUGCACAAAACAAUCUUUUUACUUUUAAAUUAUGAACCCCGCCACAGAAAAAUGUCCUUUUUUAGCAAUUUCACCUUUUUAAUCAUACCGCAAACUUGCUUUUUUUUUUUUUUUUUUUUUUACUUUUGCUGUGUUUGAAACUACUAAAUGGGACUCGAAUGAUGGCUCUCCUUUGCUUUUAAUUUAUUAGUGUUAAAGGAAUGUGUGCAAAGACAGAAAAGCUGAUACUAGAAUUUACUUUUGUUCCACUGCCACAAGUUCAUAGUGUGCAAAUCCAAUACUUGGAUCACCUCAUCAGCGUUACCAAGGACAGUUAAAAUGACCGUCAGUGGUAUAUAUAUCAAUUUGGCCUCUUAACACUGACACAGUGCUCCCAAACCGUAUGAACAUAAUUGAGUGCCUGGAUUGGCAGGUUUGAUGGCACAGGCAUGCAGGUUGUACGAGCUGUUUAAAGUUGCCCGGGUCAUCAGGACAGUGCACUGGUAAGUGGCUCCGACUCUAUGAAGUCUUUACAAAGUGUAGAUCUCUCUUGUUGAAAGACGGGUGAAGAUUUUAGGAAUCUUUAUCUCUUUUGGGGGCAUUAAACUGCAGUUGGUUUGUAUAUCUCCUUAAUAGGUCGCUGGUGUAAUGCAGAGAGAGAGCGAGAGGUUCAGUAGGAGGUCUUGGUUUGGGACCAGCCUCUGUUGGGCUCACUGGUAUUGCUGCAUUCAAAUGGACACGUGGGAUGGAUUUUCUUUUCUUUUGCAAUCUUCCCCAAACUCUAAACGUUUGGGAACCUUUGAAAGAAAGAAGACCACAAAACGACUAUGGGCAGGAAUGUGCUGAGGGUAGUUGUAACUAACCAACUUUUGUAUACACUGAAGUCACCACAGCAUGGAGAAAAAUAUAACCACUGGCAUGACUAAUUCUGAUACUACAAUAAAACAGAAGUGUUUAUACCC